This is a messenger RNA of Temnothorax curvispinosus, 779 nucleotides long. RefSeq lists its product as uncharacterized. The annotation marks the transcript as partial. Gene Ontology annotation, molecular function: odorant binding; olfactory receptor activity. The record is from RefSeq and is a predicted model, not a curated record. Gene Ontology annotation, biological process: sensory perception of smell; detection of chemical stimulus involved in sensory perception of smell. Lineage: Eukaryota; Metazoa; Arthropoda; Insecta; Hymenoptera; Formicidae. Gene Ontology annotation, cellular component: plasma membrane. The transcript has a single exon.
AUGAUUGCUAACAAGUAUUACGAAUACGACAUAGAGAACGCUUUUGCGAUGAAUCGCUUCUUCUCUCGCAUAAUAGGCAUAUGGCCAUUCGCGCGCACGAAUUCCAUUCAUCUGGAGCUGAUAGAGACAGUUACGUUGGCCUUUGUGUGUAUCGCUUUUAUCAUGUGCGAGACGAUCCCGAUUGUGCUCUAUAUGUUCGUCAUACUGACUGACGUUCGAUUGAGGCUGAAAGUAAUGAGUUGCUUGGUAUACUCAAUAAUAGGCCUAAUCAAAUACAGUUACGUGUUGCUUCACAAGAAUCAAGUACGAAACUGUCUAAUUCUGAUUGAUGAAGACUGGCGAGACGUCGUCAAUCCAAGCGUUCGCAUCUCGAUGAUCGAUAAAGUCAGAAUUGGAAAACGUCUGACUGUGACGUGCGCGCUAUUUGUAUAUCUGUUCUGUCUGGUUUUCCGAAUGAUCAUGCCAUUAGCAAUCGGGAAGGUCGUUACUCCUCAAAAUAUCACAAUCAGAACAUUGCCAUGCCCGGCCGAUCCGAUUAUAUUUGACGUGCAGCGUAGUCCCACUUACGAAAUCAUGUUAUUCAUAGAAUUUAUUGGGGGAUUUAUAAAGUACACGAUUACGGUGGCAACCUUUGGUUUCGUGACCAUUUGCGCGAUGCACUUUUGCGUGCAGUCGGAAAUACUCGUGACGUUAAUGAAUGAUUUCGUGAAUGAAAGUCGACCGGAGUACUUGAAUAAGAAGUUGGCCACUGUCGUAGAGCAUCAAAUUAAAAUAAGGAA